Microdochium trichocladiopsis is the source of this 879-nucleotide messenger RNA. RefSeq lists its product as uncharacterized. The record is from RefSeq and is a predicted model, not a curated record. The coding region runs from base 1 to 879 and encodes 292 amino acids. Lineage: Eukaryota; Fungi; Ascomycota; Sordariomycetes; Xylariales; Microdochiaceae. The transcript is spliced from 3 exons.
AUGCCCUCUGACUCCGGGAUGGGGUUUGAGGUCUCGAGAGCCACAUACGCAUGGCCCGGGCUCGACCUUAACGCAGACUUCCUCGAUGAUAGUCUCUGCUCUGUUGGCCCCUGGUCGGAUGCGGUAAUGACGUCGUCAUCUGUUAAUCUCCGAUCCAUCACAUCCAGCCCGCCAUACACUAGGCUCACGGCAGAGGAGUGUGAACUGAAAAGACAACGAGACAUGGCCCGGAGGAAUUCGAAAAUAUCGCUACGCUCAUACAGAGCCAUGAGCGACUACCGCGCUUCACAUUCACCCCCACUACCGAUGCACGAGUUCAACGCGGGCCCGAGCAUGGCAGUCUACACAUCCUCGCAGCCGCAGCUCUCGCUACUGCCCGAACCAGUCACGACGCUGCCUGGCGUGUCGACAUCGUCAUGUACAGCAUCGCCGUCCCUUUCAGACCAGCAAUCAGCCAUCAGGGACAACUCUGGAUACGUGUCUUCAUCACCCCCUCCCUCAUAUUCACACAGCCACGGUGCGCUCGCAUCACAAUACCGGCCGCCUCCAGUCCAGGACCACCAUGGCAUGAUGUACCCAGUUUAUUCUCCCAUGCUCCAAGUCGGCGGUGGGCCACUGCCUUCGGCGAUCGGCACUACAGCCUCAGAGCCGGGCCACGUACGAGUCGUCCAGGCACGGCCCAAGCAGCAGUGCUGGGAGCACGGGUGCAACGGCAGGCCGUUCACCACACUCAGCAACCUGCGCAGACACCAAAGGGAGAAGUCUGCCCAGGCUCCCAAGUCAUCCUGCCCCAACUGCGGAGCGGAGUUCACAAGGACAAGUGCUCGUAAGGUACACGGCCUGCACGACAAGUGCAAGGCGCGCAAAACUUCCCCGUAA